This is a messenger RNA of Stegastes partitus (bicolor damselfish), 465 nucleotides long. Lineage: Eukaryota; Metazoa; Chordata; Actinopteri; Pomacentridae. The record is from RefSeq and is a predicted model, not a curated record.
AUGGAGCGGCCAAAAAUGAAACAGGAGAAAGAAAAGCCUGGGAAAACGGUGAGGUUUAGAGUAGCGUCUGCCAACAGCGGCCGGGUCUUGGCGGAGGUGUUCAAGGAUGAGAGGGCCUGGUACGGCUCUGUGUCGGACUCGGUGGACUCUGAUGGCACCAGCAGCCCGGAGGCAGAGCAGGGAGGCUCGCUCCCCGCCAGCGAGGCCAACAGCCACCUGAACGGUCUGCCGGUGGAAGCCGCUGUGGACGACAACGGCUGUGAACCUGAUGACCUGCUUUUGUACGCCAGUGCCAAGAGGGAGAUGUUCUUCAGCAACAAGCGGAUCAAUAUCUGCAGCAAGAACGGGACCAUACGAGGAGUGAGGAACAAAGUGAGCGCGGGCCAAGUGCUUUUCAACAACCUCUCCAACGUGUACACUGGUUCUCUUCGUCAUCAGAAAAGGAGACCCUGGGAAAAGGAGUAG